Messenger RNA from Penicillium cinerascens, 414 nucleotides. RefSeq lists its product as uncharacterized. The coding region runs from base 1 to 414 and encodes 137 amino acids. The transcript has a single exon. Lineage: Eukaryota; Fungi; Ascomycota; Eurotiomycetes; Eurotiales; Aspergillaceae. The record is from RefSeq and is a predicted model, not a curated record.
AUGGUGUUUUCGAGUCAGACCCACGCAGAGCAUUGCAGUGACUAUGCACUCUUCGGAACUGCCUUGGAGAGUCUACGGCCAGUGAGUAGCCACGGAAACUUGGCCGCAACCGAGUUCUACGACAAUCUGGAGUACUUGCAACAGUGCCUCAAUCAGAACUGUGGGUCACCGGCUCAAAGGUUUGUCUCGAUCGGCUCUUUGCGGCCUCAUCAAAAUUCCCCGGAUAUGCUCCCUUUGCACACCAAUCCCCCUACUGGACGACCGACUGAGAUAGGAAUGUCUGGAGACCCCACCAUGUCUGAUAUAAUGGGCCAAGGAAACGUUACUGAUGAAAUGGUGUUCUGGACCGGAGCAUGGAAGAGUUUCUGGCGCGAACUGAUGCGGAUUUGGGACCAUUUGACCCGUCAGGAGUGA